GUUAUCAGCGAUUACGAUUUGGUGGUGACCAUUCGGUACAGUGUAUCAGCUGAUUUGUAUUUACAUAAAUUGUGUUAGCUGGAUUUAAUUUACAUGUGUAGGCUGUGAUUAUGGAGCGUUAGUGUAGUGUAGUACAAGUGGGUGUUAGAAUUUUCGAAAAGCGUUCUCGAUUGGCCCAACAUGGAUAGGACGAUGUAUGGCAAGGUGCUGCCAGGCACUUAUUACCCGUUCCGCUGCGCGAUGAAGGAGAACGGAAUAUCGCCGGGCUAUGCCCUGUUGGCUGACCUUCAAAACUCGAUAAACCCCGGCCGCGUCAGUAGUCCCAUCGGGCGGACUACAUCACCGAGUGCCAGGACCAGUUCUCCCGGUAGGACAGCGUCACCAAUUGGAAGAGGCAGCUCCCCUGGUCGAUUGAGCUCCCAGGGGGGAAGUUUGAGCUCCCCUACAUCUACUGGAUAUGGUUCAAUUAAUGGCUCGAGGAAUAUAGGAUCUGAUUAUGCUAAGCCAGCGUCUCCAACCUACCAGAACGCAAGCGUGGUACACGAAAAGGCAGUACCAAAGUACACCAACCAGAGCUUCACACCCAGUUAUGGCGCAAACCCUGGUUAUGGGAGAACGGGCAGGGGGAACCUAUCGGAGCUGGACACAUUAUUGGAUGACCUGAGUAAUGCAAGAUACGGAAACUAUGCAGAGAAGAAUUAUACCGACAGAUCCGAAAACUACACCAGAACCAAUGGUGCUGCCAGUCCUGCCUCAACAAGGCCGACAGUGGAUUCACUUCUGGAUCAACUGAGCACCGAUGUACAUAAUGGACGCGGUUCCACAUCGCCAGUCCCGCCAUCAGGCAGUCUUCCAAGACCCGGCACGAAACAGGUGACGGUGACGGUCCAAGAAACAGUUGUGGAACCAGCUCAGCAGCAGUUACCAGUUCAGCAUGAGACACCAGUACAGACCCAUCGGCAUCAACACGCCUCCAGCGCUACUAAAGAGCUGGAUGAUCUUAUGGCGUCGCUUUCCGACUUUAAGGUUAGCCCAGGUGCUCCCCCAGUAGACGGCGGCGCUCACGUGUAUAGAGAAAAGCGUGCCUGGCAGGAACAAUACCGCAGCAACCCGCGGCAACCUGAAUCAGCAUCUCUGGAGCAUAUGCUCGGAUCCCUAAGAGCGGACAUGAGCCGUCAAGGAGUACAAACCCCCCAAAAGGGAUGUUGCAACGCCUGUGAGAAACCCAUCGUUGGACAGGUCAUCACGGCGCUCGGUCGCACGUGGCAUCCGGAGCACUUCACCUGCGGACACUGCAACCAAGAGUUGGGUACGAGGAACUUCUUUGAACGCGACGGAAGGCCCUACUGCGAACCGGAUUAUCAUAAUCUUUUCUCGCCCAGAUGCGCUUACUGCAAUGGACCUAUCUUGGAUAAAUGCGUGACCGCUCUAGAAAAGACGUGGCACACAGAGCAUUUCUUCUGCGCUCAGUGUGGCCAGCAAUUCGGAGAGGAAGGUUUCCAUGAGAGGGACGGAAAGCCGUACUGUCGUGCGGAUUACUUUGACAUGUUUGCCCCAAAGUGUGGUGGUUGCAACAAACCAAUAAUGGAGAACUACAUCUCUGCUCUUAAUACUCAAUGGCAUCCAGAUUGCUUCGUAUGCAAGGAAUGCCGCGAACCAUUCCACGGAGGCUCCUUCUUCGAGCACGAAGGGCACCCAUAUUGUGAAACGCAUUACCAUGGAAAGCGCGGUUCUUUAUGCGCCGGGUGUCACAAACCCAUAGCCGGCCGUUGUAUCACGGCGAUGUUCCGGAAAUUCCAUCCGGAACAUUUUGUUUGUGCGUUCUGCCUUCGACAAUUGAACAAGGGCACGUUUAAGGAACAAAACGAUAAACCAUAUUGUCAUACGUGCUUUGACAAGCUGUUUGGUUAGGAAUUAAGAUGGCGUUAGCUGGCCUCUGUACUCUAUGGAUUUGACAGAUGACAUUUUGAAGUUCAAAUGAGAGAUUUUUAUUAAAGCAUUUACGCGAGUGCCACAUAUUUUUUAUUAUAUGUUUAAUUGAUUUGUCUUAAUAUAACAAAACUGUCAUGAUUAUCGAUAUGGAUAAUUAAACGCGAGCUAGAACACUUCAGUGCCAUGAUAAAUGGAUCUGGUGACAGAAAGAGAUAUUGCUUUGUACUAUUUCGCACAAUAAUCAACCUUCGCACUUUAGAAAUAUGGUCUUAAUUUUCGUUAUUCAAAAACGUGUUCAUAGAGAUUUUGCUAAGUAAUGUCAAACGUACAACGAAUACAAGUAUUGUCUCUUUCUAACAUUCAAUGAAUAUUGCUUAUUCCUCUCUCUCCUUAUUGAUACAAUUUUAUAAAAACUGGCAAAAAAUUUAAGAUUAAUAGAAAUUAUUCCAUCUCUUUUCCUCCUAUAACAGUCAAAAGAGGGAAGGAGAAGGAAAUAUAUAGAGGUCAGUGUUCUUGAAAACCCACAAAUUAUUUAUGUCUUGUAAAGAUAAACUGCCAUAUGUUAAAUUAAGAAAUCGUUCUAGAUGAGACUAGAAAAAAAAUCUAUUUUAGGUCUAAAUGUACUAUACAUAAAACAUACAUACAAUAUUGACUCUCAGAAGUGAUUAUUUAAAUGUAAUCUUAUUAAUUUUUACCUUUUUUUAUUUACCAUAAGGUAAACACAUCUACAUAAGGAUUAGUGAAAGGUAUCGCAAAAAAUAUUUAGUUUUUCCCGCACAGACCAUAUAAAUUAAUUUAGUCUCGUCUAGAAUCUAUAGAAUUGUCUGUGGUAUUGUUUAUUGUUGUUCUAAUAUUAGUUAUAACUUAAGAUAAAAUGUAUUUAUCUAAUUCUGUAGUCUAGAAAAAAAUAAUGUGAUGAAUUAGCGUUCGUACUAAAUUCUAAAACUAGAUAGAUUAUUCAGGAAUAAAAUAAAGAAUUUUGACGUAUUUGUAGAUUUAAUGUCAGAUGGCAAUGAAAGUUGAGUUGGCGGGAAAAAUAUUACGGUCAUCAUCAAAAUAAUGCAAUAUUACAGACACACAAUCAAUAAUAAUACUGCAAAAUUGUAUUAUUUAUAAACAUAGUUUUUCUUAUCUGUGAAGCAAUUUAAGAAAUCUUAUCAUUGACAUUAUUUUAAAAAAUCAUUUGUAUUUUUUAUAUAUAUAUGUCUGUUAUGUUUCCUUACUAAAUGAAUAAUAAAAAAAACGGAAUGCAAAAAGCGCCAUACUUAAUUAAUAAAUACUUUUUUUUGUAUUUUACUAUUUUGUUUCUACUUGGUAAUUAUUAUUUAAAAUUAAUUACCUAAUAACCAAUUCGAGGGUCCUUCAAGAAAUAAGCGUAGCAAUUCUUAAUGGGCGGCGAAAUCACUUCA
Messenger RNA from Pieris napi, 3341 nucleotides. RefSeq names its product paxillin (gene Pax). The transcript has 9 exons. Gene Ontology annotation, cellular component: cytoplasm; focal adhesion; cell-cell junction. Gene Ontology annotation, biological process: cell-cell junction organization; cell-cell adhesion; positive regulation of integrin-mediated signaling pathway. Bases 181 to 1911 code for a protein of 576 amino acids. The record is from RefSeq and is a predicted model, not a curated record. NCBI's taxonomy places the organism in Eukaryota, Metazoa, Arthropoda, Insecta, Lepidoptera, Pieridae.